CCCACCUAUAGUAUACUUCAACUAAGACCUUAUAAACGAGUUCUUACCUACUACUCGAAGCUGUUACUUAACAACAUCAAACCACUAUACAGGUCCAUCAUACAUCACACCUCUAUCAUAACAGAAUAUUCAUCCCACCAGCAUAAUGUAUACCCUAUCCAUCCUCAAAUCUCUCAUCCCCCUUCUCCCUCUCACUCUCGCACUCCCUCUCGAGCCCCGAGACACCACUCCCCAAUUCAACAUCACCAGCCUCGGCGCCACAUUCCCGUACCCCGGAGUCUACGGCGUCGACUCAGUCAACUCUUACGUCAACAUCGCAGUGUCCUACCCAGACUCCUCAUCAACCAACGAGAGCGCCGUUCUCAACACAUCAUGCCGCGUUGACUGGCCCGCUGGAACUACUCCGGGCCCCACAUCGUGGGCCCCGUGUACCGACACCGCGCUGCAGUUCCGCCUGCCAGCUGAGGGAUGGACCAGCGACACGAACUUCCGUGUUGAGCUGUGGGAGCAACUGAAAACCGACGGGGAGGGUCUGGAGGCUUCAAGCUACCUCAAGUUCGCCCCUGGCACCAAUGAUCCCAACGGGUACUUGUUCUGUCUGCAGAUGGGCAAGUUCAACCCGUUGACCUGCACCCUUACCGGCCCGAUGGGCCAGUCUCACAGGACUGUUGUCAUGACGGCGACACGAGAGAGCUCUAUCCCGGCCUAGAGUUUUUAUCUUUUUUCUCGGGCCUGUGAGGUGUAGGCAGUUUGGAAAAAGGUUGGGAUCUAAACGGAAAAGGGUAUAUACUUGGAGUUUUGGAUGGAACGGAUAGAGGCAUGGCUAGAUUAGAACGUGCAGGAUAAAUGCACGAAUAUCGAGGGCUUAAAAACGGAGAGGGUUGUUUUUGGAUACGUCGUGGCUACUCACCUACUAUGACGGUUAAUAAACUGGUGGUUUUAUCAAUAUACAUCAUAAUCUAACACCAUUGCAUCGAAUCCUACUUCUCUAAA
Molecule: messenger RNA, 993 nt
Organism: Hypoxylon fragiforme
Lineage: Eukaryota; Fungi; Ascomycota; Sordariomycetes; Xylariales; Hypoxylaceae
Exons: 2
Coding region: 146-709 (187 amino acids)
Source: RefSeq, a predicted model, not a curated record